Leguminivora glycinivorella is the source of this 888-nucleotide messenger RNA. RefSeq lists its product as uncharacterized. The coding region runs from base 19 to 825 and encodes 268 amino acids. NCBI's taxonomy places the organism in Eukaryota, Metazoa, Arthropoda, Insecta, Lepidoptera, Tortricidae. The transcript is spliced from 2 exons. The record is from RefSeq and is a predicted model, not a curated record.
GAAUUUUAUAACCGCUGCAUGCAUUUACUCAGUACUAUUAUAAAUUACGUUAACUUGCACGAAACUGACGAAAACAAGAAAGCUUGCAAGCGAGAUUUCUUUACAUCUCAAACCUUGAAAGCUUUCCUGACUGGCCUUAAGGACCCUCUGGGUGUAACUAUCAGAACCAUGCGUCCUUCGGACAUGCCAACGGCCUUGCAAUUUAUCAAAGAGGAACAAAAUAUACAUUAUCUCCAAAAAAGGCAAGCACCUCAAACUAAUUUCCAAAAACCAUUAGACUUAAACAAGUUUGCUCCUCACAAUUUACCCCCAAGACCGGUGCCCUUCGCCAACUUAAAUAAACCGUCAUUUUCACAACGACAAAACGUCUCAUCUCAUCAAAAUAAUUACAGACCUUUCUAUCCCAAUCCAUACAAAAAUAAUCCGUGGAACAGGCCUCAAUAUCCCUACAACCCAUCAAGGCAAUUUUCUGGACAACAAACCAACAAAAAUGUAGAACAACCUAAACCUAUGAGUGGAAUUUCAUAUCGAUCAGCUCAGGUACCAUUGAGACCAUACAUGCCAGCUAUAAAUAACCCUUUAAAUAAUCAUACCUGCCAAACUAUGUAUCAACAACAAUGUCCGGCGCCUGAAAUGCUUAUCGCGGACCCACGCGAAUACGCCGCUAUCACUGGCGGCCACAGUUCUGAGAACGCGCAGUGCGACAAUGUAUGCACAGACUAUUUAGACUACCAGCAGUACCACGAUAAUUAUGAACUAAAUUUUAAUGAACAGGAAAUUAAUCAGGAUUUUCCUCAGGAUUCGGAUACGACCAAAGACCCCUAGCAUUAGAAAUACACGCUCACUUAAAAAGACGGCUACCCUAUAUCGAAAUUAAAGAGCCUCCCU